UAUUUCCUACAAAAUGAUAAAAGACUGGAGUGUUUCAAAAUUUUUUUUUUUGAAAUUUUCUUUUGAAAAAUUGACCGAAUGUACCGAAAUUAAAUACUUAGCAUGACGACUAAAAGGAAAUAUUCUAAUAGAUCAAAUAGAUGAAGUAUAAUUCAAUCGGAACUAUUCGGAAUUUUCAAUUACUGGAGAAAUCAAGCCUCGUGAAGAAACACUCGAACCUUCACCUUCUACACUAUGUCUGAAAAUGAAACGAAUUUCAGAAGCAAAUUUAACAAUUUCUUCCAGUCAGAAUCUACUAUCAAGGGAUUAUUCAUCACUUCUAUAACCGGUAUUUCGGCCCUCAUAUCGUUCUCGUACGCAUUCGCUUCUACACGUAAACGAAAUGCAUCAGCUCUAGAUACUGUCUCGUCGAAAGUUUACGAUAAUGGCACUCAGUUGGCGUUACGUGCAUUAAAAUGGGGUACACUGUAUGCAUUCACCGGAGUAGGACUGAUUUGCUUUGGGAUCUGGAAAGUAGCCAAUGUAAAUAAUAUGCAAGAAUUUCGUCAAAAAAUGGGAUCGAUAUUUCCCUCGGUUCCAAAAAACAACCCACCGCAAAGUCGAACGGAAUUCGCCUCGGUGACAGAUCUAUUGCAGUAUUUAGACGACGAAUAUUCCACCAAGAAACCUGCCAAAUUAGAUCAAGAGAAAACCGACUCGUAGUUGAAGGUUUUAGUAGUUUUGUUGACGGCGAUUUGUAUUGUAUAUAACGUUAUUGUUGUUUUUGAAUAUAGGUAAAAUUGUUUUUAAAA
Planococcus citri (citrus mealybug) is the source of this 791-nucleotide messenger RNA. RefSeq names its product transmembrane protein 242. Bases 235 to 702 code for a protein of 155 amino acids. The transcript has 3 exons. Lineage: Eukaryota; Metazoa; Arthropoda; Insecta; Hemiptera; Pseudococcidae. The record is from RefSeq and is a predicted model, not a curated record.